Messenger RNA from Cornus florida, 1620 nucleotides. RefSeq lists its product as uncharacterized. Lineage: Eukaryota; Viridiplantae; Streptophyta; Magnoliopsida; Cornales; Cornaceae. Bases 105 to 1406 code for a protein of 433 amino acids. Gene Ontology annotation, biological process: mRNA catabolic process; negative regulation of translation. The record is from RefSeq and is a predicted model, not a curated record. Gene Ontology annotation, cellular component: CCR4-NOT complex. The transcript has 12 exons.
UUCGGAGUUCUCUCUAUAUAAGACUAGAUCUCUCUCUUUCUCACUCCUCUUUUCUCUCUGUAAAAGACAACAGACUUGUUGAAGUAGUGAGUUGAACCAAGACGAUGAUCAGCAUAGAGGAAUCAAAAACUCUGUUGUCGCUGCUCAACGGCGGAGACCAACGCCCUUUCGAUGAAAUCAUCACCGACUUCAACUCUAAAUUCCCUCGCGCGCUCUAUUUCAGGCUCUGCUCUUCUCUCUCCAUUCUCUUAGAGAACAAAAAGAUGCUCAAAUCUACUCAGCGUUUGGUUGCAUUUUCUAUUCUCCAUCAGACUUAUUCUUCUCAACAGCCUUCUUCAAAUCCAUUCAUAUCUGUCCUAAUAAAUGCAGCAUGUGACGAUGAAGCUGAGAAAUGUGAAAGGGCAUUUAUUCUUCAAUUGUUAGGCUCCGCCAGCUCUAGCACUAGUAAAGAGGUCCUCAAACAAUCUGCUGCAGAUUACAUCAAAAGUUUUGAUGUUUCGUCACAUGCUUUCCCACACCAUGAACAAUUGCAGCAACAGUAUAGUGAUAAAGUUCAUCCAGAACCAUUUAAUUGCUUAUUCAAGAACGCACGUGUGAAAAAUGUGGUACCUGAUCCUGAUGUACCCUGUGGUUCUGAUGAAAAUUCACCUGAGUUUGACAUGCAGCCUGGAAUUAAACCUAAAAUUGGAUCCGGUGACAGAGAUGAGACAAUAUCUGGGUUGUUACAAAAUUUGUCGCUGGAAGGAUUAGGUCCUCGGUGGAUUAGGCCUCUUCCACCAAGGCUUCCAAUACAAGAUGGAGAAUUAGUGUGGCUCAACCCUGAAAACUAUCAUGAGCUUUUAUGGGAUUACGGAAUGUGUGCUGAUACUAGCAAAGGGGCCGCAGUUAGGGAUCUAAUUGCAAAAGCUCUGAAGGGGCCACUUGCACCUGCUCAACAGGAGCAAGUCAUGGUAGAGUUAAGAAAUGACCCAAAGCUUGUAUAUCACUGUGGAUUGACACCAAGAAAGCUACCGGAACUGGUGGAGAACAAUCCCCUUAUUGCAGUUGAAGUUCUCAUCAAAUUGAUGAAUUCGCCUGAAAUUGCAGAAUACUUUACCGUUCUUGUCAAUAUGGACAUGAGUCUACAUUCAAUGGAAGUUGUGAACAGACUUACUACGGCAGUUGAGCUUCCCACUGAAUUUGUACACAUGUACAUAACUAAUUGUAUAUCCUCUUGUGAGAACAUCAAGGACAAGUACAUGCAGAACAGACUUGUGAGACUUGUAUGUGUUUUUUUGCAGAGUCUAAUCCGGAACAAAAUAAUUAAUGUUCAUGAUCUUUUCAUCGAAGUCCAAGCCUUUUGUAUUGAGUUCUCACGGAUUAGGGAAGCAGCUGGAUUAUUUAGGCUCCUUAAAACCUUGGAAUGAUGGAUAUUUUCUAUGCUUAUUUUGUUUCUUUUUUUUAGUCUAACCAAUUUUCUUCUCUACCAAUGUUCUUUUCAUAUUGUAGAUGAUAACAUUGCGAUCUAAAAGAGCCUAGUUAGUGCUUCCUCCUACCAUUUCUUCGCCUUGGAAUUUCUGUUAUCCAGUCUUUUGUACACAAUAAAAUGAGAGUUUAUUGCCCUGGUGGCCUUUUCGCGCA